AUGAUGCUUCUUCGCAGCGCUAUUUCGACCCGUGCCUUUCGUCAUUCAUACGUCACCUUGCUUGUCAUCUUUUACAUACACCACCUUUUCGUAGCUGCCGCUGCUAAGUGCAAGGGGACCAUUAAUUACACCGUCUCGUUUACCUACGAAUGGACUCUUCAGAAUGAUCCCGGCCAACCCCCCGAGGAACCCGUCGGGUUUGGACGCAUGCAUUGCGCCUCUCACAACGACAAGUACGUCAUGUGGAAACCGCAAAGAACUGCCUCACCCGCUAUCCAAAAAUUUGUUGACCAGGACGACGACAAUUCUGAUGAGAAACUUCGGAAUGAGAUCGAACCCGACAAAGACAAUAUCUUAAGCUACAAUGCCUCAAUCAGGGAUAUGGUGGUAAACGACGAGUCUGAAGAUCUCAUUCUUAAGAUCUCAGCAGACUUUUCACUCAUCAGCUGUAUUGCCCAACUUGUUCCGAGCCCCGGAUGGUUUGUUGGCAUACAUAGCAGGGACAUGUGCAACGAAACGGAUGAGGCUAGCGAGUUUGUCAGAAUCGAUUCUCGCGCCCUUGUCGGAUGGAUAUCAGGUCGGUACAAUGACACAGAGUACUUUGUCGAAGAAUAUACAGAGGCUGAUCCACCAAUGGAAAUCACCCAAGUUACGGGGAAGCUGGAGCAGUAUGGUGAAGUGAAUAUCAGAAGCGACGAUUUUAAGGAGUCCCAAGAGUCGAUGAGAGCGUGUUUCCCGGCCGGAGAGCUAGUUACUAUGGCCGAUGGGAGUCGCCAACCUAUAGAAAGCAUAUCGCGGAAUGAUGCUGUAGCUUCAACCGACCUAGAAACGCCGAGUGAAAUCUUCAUGCACUCACACGCGGAUCCGCAUGCCGUGGCGAGUUUUGUGCACGUUCAAUAUGCUGACGGCGAGAAAACAGGAAACUUGCGUGUGUCACCUGGACAUUACGUGUAUCGCCGAGGACAGGAUUCUAUGCCGAUGCUCCUCAAGGCCGCCGAUAUUGCCGUCGGUGACUUUCUCAUCGGGGCAGAUAGGUUGCCGAAACGCGUGGUACAAGUGUCUAGUGUGACAGGCAGUGGGCUUUUCAAUCCCCAUUCCUUGAAUGGAGACCUCAUAGUCAGUGGUGUGCGGGUUUCGUGCUUCACAACCGCGGUCAAACCACUGGUGGCAAGCUCGGCCAUGGCUCCGUUGCGUCUGCUGCACCGAAUUGGUUCGUACCGACUACAGGACCUGUUGUCAUGGAAGAUUUUCGAUUACGUCCGUAGCGGCUCUACUUACCCUGGAGAAUUGUAACGAAAAUAUCAUGGUUUUGCAAGUCUGUACAACUUUUGCGGACACCAGACCAGCCGCAUCACUGCUUUGAAGUCACGUCCAAGACGAUAAUGAAAUUCUUUGCUUUGAGGUUUCAGAUACUUUCGGUUGCUCGAACCAUAGCUCUUGCAUCUUAAUGCUUCGCCCAUCUAUCUCUCUCUGACUAACGCGCGGCAUAGUGCCACAAGAACGGUUAUAAUUUAUCUACCCGCGAAAGCGUCAAGCGGGAGUCUGAUUUCCAAGUUGAGAGGCAGCUAAGGCGAGAGGCGGAACACGAGGACGCCUUCAUAUGAGAGUGACUUCCGCGCAGGCAUAAAAUCAGGAGCAUGUCUUGGUUCGGAUGUGGAGGGAUGUUUGGCAGGUGUCUACGACUGCACUGCCAACAACAAGUUUAGUGAAGUGUCCACAACUGCGAUUAGUCUCACAUAGGAGGGACGAGUCUCUCUGUUCUAAAAUUGCACGGUUGGAACGUGUUCCAACCAUGCAGCCUGCAUUACUAA
This is a messenger RNA of Chondrus crispus (carragheen), 1811 nucleotides long. RefSeq lists its product as hypothetical. Gene Ontology annotation, biological process: protein autoprocessing. The transcript has 2 exons. The record is from RefSeq and is a predicted model, not a curated record. The coding region runs from base 1 to 1293 and encodes 430 amino acids. Lineage: Eukaryota; Rhodophyta; Florideophyceae; Gigartinales; Gigartinaceae.